Messenger RNA from Beauveria bassiana ARSEF 2860, 342 nucleotides. RefSeq lists its product as uncharacterized. The transcript has 2 exons. Lineage: Eukaryota; Fungi; Ascomycota; Sordariomycetes; Hypocreales; Cordycipitaceae. The record is from RefSeq and is a predicted model, not a curated record. Bases 1 to 342 code for a protein of 113 amino acids.
AUGGCUGCGCCCUAUGUUGCCGGACUCGCUUUGAAUGCGAUGGCCGUCUUCUCCGAGAUAAGCAUCCAGCUCCGUUGGUUCCUCCUAGAAGAAACUGCUACUAUAUACAAGGUCCCGGGUGACCUUCUAAUAAGCAGGCGGCUUGCGCGCGCUAGGAGCCUAAGGAUGCGACGGAGGACGAUGCUUGCUAAGCAGUUGAAAGGUAGAAAACUGCUAAAGGAGAAGAAGCAGUUGAUUAGCGCGGCUGCUGCCAAUGGUGGAUACUUGGACCAUGAAGCAGGUGUGGAGACCCCUAGUGAAAGCGUGGGGGCGCCCCUGCGCACGCCCUGCCUGUCACGCUAA